This is a messenger RNA of Sclerotinia trifoliorum, 4975 nucleotides long. Lineage: Eukaryota; Fungi; Ascomycota; Leotiomycetes; Helotiales; Sclerotiniaceae. The record is from the annotation of a GenBank genome assembly.
UUUUAACGAGGAGAGGAGGGUGAUCCAGUUGUUGUUUUUUUUCCUUUUCUCUCAACCCCAGUAUUUCAAUUGAGCCACGGUCUCUAAUAUGGAAAAUGGGUCCGUGAGAUACUGCAUUUCACGCAUCUUCACCACAAAGUUUCGACAGGCUCAUGAUCAUCCUGUUUUCUAAGCUUUUAAUAAGUGCCUGGUCAUUUCCAUCUUAUCUCCUAUUUCUCCUAUUCUUAUAUUUUGCGUUCAUCAGAGUUGAAUCAAGCAAUGAAUCAAGCAGUGCAUCAAGAGAAUUUUAUCCUGGAUAUUUCCCUAUUUGACGAACAUCUAACUGCACGGGUUUAUGAUGCACACAAAGCAAUGAACUGGCACAUAAUUAUGACUACUAGGUAUUUAUUCUAGCAGUACUUGACAAGACCAUUAGCACCGAGCCUCUCAGAGUCUUAUUAGUACUAGGUAGAUAGUAUAGUGCACCAGUGCCCCGACAAAGCUUGGCGCGGCCUAGUAACAGCUUUUUAGCUUCAACCCUCCCCGCAAUCUUCCUAGCAAAGUACCCAGUACAUCAGUCCCCUGUCUUUUCUACCUGUCGUACCUCGCUUUUCCUUCGAGAAUCUUUUACCUUUUUACCAGGUACUGUACGAUACUUCCACCCUUUCUCUUAGCUUGGUUGCAGCUUCCACAGUAACUCAGUAAGUGAUCACACCCCCAUCUUCCUCUUCCUCGUUGCGACAGGGGCAUGACUGCUGUUCUUAACCCUUAACAUUUCAACCUCCCCUCUGAGCUCUAUCUUUCUUACCUACUCACGAGUCACCACUCACCGAUACCAAUCAUCUCACAUACUUCUAAUCCCGGCCAUCCUUUGCGUUACGAAUUACCACGAACGCCACGUCUACUCCAAUUUUACAUUUCUCUUCCAUCAGCGUGAGACUUGAAAGGCUAUUUCAUAGAAUCCAGCGCCAUAUCAUAUCAUUGUCAACGUUUAACGAUCAACCAUCAACCAUCACCGGUCAAUUUAUCAAUUAAUCAACAAAAUAGUCUGGAGUAUAACCUGGGAGCAGUGGUGCGGUCAAGGAGUAUCCGGAGAUCGCUGUGAUUGGAUUACACCUGUGAUUGGCGAGCGAAUAACAGUUACCAUUUCUUUGGAAAAGCGAAAAGCUCCAUCAACCCGAGGGUCUGUCGAAUAACCUACCCAGCCAACCAGCCAAUUCCAAAAAGGGUACUUACUACAUACAUACAUACGUACAUUUGUAUCGGAGAUUAUUUCGACAACACAAAACACAAGCAACCACACACACUCGUAAUGUUUUGUGGAUUGCGCCUCGACCAAUCUUUAUGAUGGGACGAAUUUGAUUACUGUAUUACUGUACAACAAUAAUUUCUUCUUUCACGUUCCCUUCGCCUGCGAAUUUCAUUUCGAUACCAUGUCUGGAAGGCCAGCACAAGUUGGAAUUGAACGAUUACCCGCACGACGUAUGAGCAACGAACCACGAGAAUCAAUGAAUUGUAAAUCCUGUAGAAAGAGGAAGGUUAGCUCUACUUUAUUAUUUUCCGCAUAAUUCUAUCAAAAUACUAAAAGUCUCUCCAGAUAAAGUGCAAUCGGUUGCGACCGACUUGCGAAGCUUGUCAAGUCUUCCAAUGCCCUUGUAUUUAUGGUGGGGUUUAUCAUUCCGUAAACUUGAAUCACUUGGCCCUAAUUUCUUCUCAAUAGAUGCUGUCCCCAAAAAGCGUGGACCUAAAACGGAUGUAUUGGAAGCUUUAUUGAAGAGAGUCGAUGGACUGGAAAGAAAGUUGAGAGAUGAGAAAAAAUCCAACUCUCCAAACAAUGAUGGAAGUGGUUCUGGUGGGGGGGAAGAGGAAAGUCCGAAGGAUGAUGUAAAGCAAAGACGUCCUCAUCUAGAAACACCCACCUCGAACGUUGCUGAUGAAUCAGCUGUAUACUCUCCAUCAUCGAUAAGGUAUGUAGCUUAUAUCCUUAUCUACAACUUCCUUUUAAAUUGACACAUCCCCAGUGCACCUUCACCAUCAGUUCAGCAAGAUGUCCUUUUGGAUACCUACUUUGUUCGAUGUCAUGGCAAAUCUUACCAUAUACUUGACGAGACUUCUAUCAGACAACGAAUUCAGGCGAAUGAAAUCCCAACAUAUUUACUUUACGCAAUUUAUGCUGUUAGUGCAAGGUGUGUUGGAAAUAUCGGUAUAGAUAUUCAAAUUGCUAACUAUUCUCAAGAUAUACUUCUCAUCCAAAUGGCUAUUUUGCUGCAGUGAGAUUAAGUGAAGAUUAUGCCCAUCGAGCAAGAGCAGAUGUAGACAUUGAUGAACCCUCCAUCGAUACUUUGCAAGCUCUCCUACUUCUCGCUAUCUCGUAUACUGCAUCUGGAAGAGGAAAAAAGGCAUAUAUGAUGUUCGGUACGUGCCUCUGACCUUUCUAAGCAAUGGACACUUCGCUGACCAUAAAUAGCAAAUGCUAUUGGAAUGGCUGUUGCGCUAGAGCUCCACCGUGAGCUGGAUCAAACGUUACGAAUUAGUCCUGUGGAGAGAGAAUUACGACGAAGACUAUUCUGGACUUGUUAUUUGAUGGAUAGAUUUACAGCAUGCGGAUCAAAGCGACCUUCGUUAAUUGGUGAUAAAUCAAUUUUGUUACGAUUACCCUCAUGGUCACCUAAUUCAGCCACUCUUCCCGUCCAAGGGGAGUUCUUCCAAAGUGGAUCAAACCUUCAUUUCGGCAGCGGAAAGAGGAGUCAAGGAAGCAGUGGAAUGCUCAUAGAUAUUGGGAGGAUAUUAGGAAUUACUAAUCGCUAUCUUGCUGCUGGCGGUGUAAAAGGCAGGUUUUGCAAUAAUCACCCAAGUUCAUCAACUAUUCAUUAUAUGAAUACUAAUUGUCGUGUUGUGAAAACAGGCGACUCCCACUUCCCAUGGCAUUCAUUAUCGAACCUUUCAAAGAUUCGCCAAGACUUGGAUAUAUGGGCUGGUGGCACUCAGGAUGUCUUUACAUCUGUCGAUACACUUUUUGGGCAACCGGAUAGCACGACUCUUGUCCUUAGUAAACUUAUUUAUCAUCUAAUACAUUGCCUAAUAUACCGACCUUUCCUUCCUAUCGACCUUGCCGAGCUAGCUGGAACCGGGCAACAUCAAUCUUGGCAAAUUGAAGCCACAAAUCUUUGUUUCCUCCACGCAAACGCGAUUGCGGAACUGGUUGAGCUUGGAAAACAAUCCGCAUCCAUAGAAUGGCCGGACUUUGUCGGAUAUUGUAUUUGUACGGCCGCCACCGUUCAUGUUCACGGAACUCACUACAAAGGGGCGCGCGAAGGCGAAGUCUUUUCCGCUUCAGCUGAUUUUCUUUCCCGAGAAAUGCAACAACUUUCUGAGCUUCGAUAUGCAUGGUCCUCUGUUCAGCAUCAACGAGAAACCCUACAAACGAUAUAUGGUUGUCAUUCUGAGUUAGUGAAGAGUCUUGGAAGUAAUCCAAUGCGCUUUAGUCCAGUAUUCCAUCUGGAAGACUUUUUUGAUAGGUAUAGUGACUUGGGCCAAUACUUUGAUGGGGCACACAUUAGUUUUUCGGAUGUAGUGGCGCCUAGCCCUGAAGCAUUUCAAGGGCAUGACCUUUAUGCGCCGACUCGAGCAAAUAGGAAUGGUUCCAUGAGUAGGAGAGCAGGCUCUAAUGGUUCAAAUGAUUCGGGUGCCGUUGCCGCAAAACGCAAAUCUCCGUCAUCCGCACGAAAACGUGCUCUGACUAAUAGUCUGAAAGACAGACCUUUGAUGUCGCCGAAUGGUCCAAAUAGAAGAACGGUUGAGCAGUUGCCUCUACCACAAAACGGCUUACUUGGUCAUGAUACCCCAUCUUAUCCCAACGAAAGUUCGAUUCCCACACUUUCACAAAUCCCCUUUUCGCCACCGAACCAAAAUCAACCACAAUCAUACAAUUUUUCACCAUCUCUUUCCUUGAAUCACGGCCAAGAAUCAAAUUUUGAACCAAUGUUUGGAAUGCCACAUCUAGGGAGUGGCGGAAACUUUUCGUUUGGAGGAAUGGGCGGAACAAAUGGGGGUAUGAUGGGAGAGGAAGGUAUGACACCAGGAGGAAGGUCAAACAAUGGAAGUACGGGAACAAGUGGCGAAGAGAAAGACCCUUUCCUUACGUUGCUAGAACAGCUUGCGGAAAAUGAACAACAGAGAGGCGGCCCAAGUGACCUAGACUUCUUUUUGGGUGGCGGCCAAGGUUGAAAAAGUAAACUUGGUACAUACAUAAGUACAAGGACAGUUUCUCUAAGACGAACGGAAUAUGUUCAUAUGGCGAACAAAUUGAUACUCUGUCAAAUUCCUUCGAAUUUCCUCUUCCGAUAUCGAAGUGGGUGACACAGAAUCAUCAAGAGUGUGGAAGAAAGGAGGAAAAUGAAUUUACACAGACAAGGAAGAGACAAAAUAAAGGACUACAAGAUAUUUACGGCGGUGGUGAAAAAAGACCGGCGAAGGAAAUCAAAGGAUGGACUGGCUUUCAAGGGGAUUGCAUCGCGAAUGUGCAUACAGAAGUUGGAGCCGGGAUAGAUUACGUACGGAUAGGCACAGUACGAUUGGGGACAUGAAAAAAUAAAAUAUAGGUACAAUAGGGGAAAGGACGGGGAGUUUUCGGAUUCACGUUAAAUUAUGAGGAGGUCUAACGAUGGGAGUUUUUGUGAUUACUGAGCGAUAGGAGAGUCCAUGAUCGCCACCUACUAAAGGUGUAGAAGCGACGUUUAAUGUAUAUAUUGCUGCUCGACGAGCAUCGGCUUUGUCCUUUUGUGGCGUUCUGACUUCGAGAGGCUGUACUAUCACCCUUCGCCGAACGCACCGAAAACAAGGUUACUGUCGUCCCUAAUCAGGUACACAGCUUCAAUCAUUGAGUUCACCCAGGGGAACACAUGGCAGGAUUGUAAAAUUCGAAUCUAUCCACUGUCAUCUUCAGUUAUUACAUGAGAUAUCGAGCCCGUGUCACUCUACCACAUCCAGCAGUCAG